AUGAGCGACGCACAGGCUAACGAGGCCGAGAAGAACAUCGAGAUAUGGAAGGUCAAGAAGCUCAUUAAGCGCCUCGAGGCCGCUCGUGGUAACGGCACGUCCAUGAUCUCGCUGAUCAUCCCGCCCAAGGAUCAGGUCUCCCGUGCGGCAAAGAUGUUGGCCGAAGAAUACGGUACCGCCUCCAACAUCAAGUCGCGUGUCAACCGACAGUCUGUCCUGUCUGCCAUUACCUCCACCCAGCAGAGACUCAAGCUGUACAACAAGGUCCCUCCCAAUGGCCUCGUCGUCUACUGCGGUGAAAUCUUGACCUCGGAAGGCAAGGAGCGAAAGGUCAACAUCGAUUUCGAGCCCUUCAAGCCCAUCAACACCUCGUUGUACCUCUGUGACAACAAGUUCCACACCGAGGCCCUGGCUGAACUUCUCGAGUCCGACCAAAAGUUCGGUUUCAUCGUCAUGGAUGGUAACGGAGCACUGUUUGGCACUCUGAGUGGAAACACCCGAGACAUUGUGCACAAGUUCUCGGUCGAUUUGCCCAAGAAGCACGGUCGUGGUGGUCAGUCCGCUCUGCGUUUCGCCCGUCUGCGUGAGGAGAAGCGUCACAACUAUGUCCGCAAGGUUGCCGAGCUGGCUGUCCAGAACUUUAUCACUGCCGACAAGGUCAACGUGGCCGGUAUCAUUCUCGCCGGUUCUGCCGAUUUCAAGAACGACCUCAACGCCUCCGACAUGUUCGACAACCGUCUGGCUUCCAAGGUUAUCAAGGUUGUCGAUGUCUCGUAUGGUGGCGAGAACGGCUUCAACCAGGCCAUUGAGCUUUCUUCCGAGACUCUUGGAAAUGUCAAGUUUAUCCAAGAGAAGAAGCUCAUCGGCAAGUAUUUCGAGGAGAUCAGCCAGGACACCGGUCGGGUCUGCUACGGUAUCGAGGAUACCCUCAAGGCCCUCGAGCUUGGUGCUGUCGAGACUCUGAUUGUCUACGAGAACUUGGAGAUUACCCGCUGGACUGUUAAGGAUAGCAACGGAGCCGAGAUUCUCCUCCACACCACCAAGCAACAGGAGUCUGGUCCCCGCGACAAGUUCAUGGACAAGGAGACGGGCCAGGAGAUGGAGGUUGUCUCCCAGGAAUCCUUCCUCGAGUGGAUUGCCGAGCAUUACAAGGAUUUCGGCACCACCCUCGAGUUCGUUUCGGACAAGUCCACCGAGGGCAACCAGUUCGUGAAGGGCUUUGGCGGUAUCGGAGGCAUUCUCCGGUACAAGGUCAACUUUGAACAGUUGGCUGAAGUUGACGACGAUGACGAAUACUACGACGAUUGA
Messenger RNA from Thyridium curvatum, 1308 nucleotides. RefSeq lists its product as uncharacterized. Bases 1 to 1308 code for a protein of 435 amino acids. Gene Ontology annotation, cellular component: cytosol; translation release factor complex. NCBI's taxonomy places the organism in Eukaryota, Fungi, Ascomycota, Sordariomycetes, Thyridiales, Thyridiaceae. Gene Ontology annotation, biological process: cytoplasmic translational termination. The record is from RefSeq and is a predicted model, not a curated record. Gene Ontology annotation, molecular function: translation release factor activity, codon specific; sequence-specific mRNA binding. The transcript has 4 exons.